CUAAGCGGGGUCAUAUUCCCCUGCUUCAAUUAUUUUGCCAAGAAUCCAAAAUCAAUGGCGUCUUCCUCGUACAAGAAAUACGAAAUCAGAAAGCGAGAUCCAAACCCUAAAACCACCGCUUUGUUAGUGAUCGACAUGCAAAACUAUUUUGCCUCCAUGGCCAAACCUAUUCUCAGCAACGCAAUUACCACCAUCAACCUUUGCCGAGAAGCUUCCAUCCCCAUUUUCUUCACUCGCCACUGCCACAAAUCCCCCGCCGACUACGGCAUGCUCGGUGAGUGGUGGGACAACGACCUCAUCUUCGACGGCACCGUUGAUUCCGAACUGAUCCCCGAGAUCGGACGGCUUUCGAAACCCGACGAGGUGGUUGAGAAAAACACGUACAGCGCGUUCGAGAACACGCGACUACAUGAGAUGCUGAUGGAGAAAAAGGUGGAGGAGGUUAUAAUCACGGGGGUCAUGACGAAUCUGUGCUGCGAAACGACGGCUCGUGCGGCGUUUGUGAAAGGAUAUAGGGUGUUUUUCUCAACGGAUGCGACGGCCCCGUCGGAUUCGGAGAUGUACGAGGCUACUUUGAAGAACAUGGCCUACGGGUUUGCGUACCUGGUUGACUGCAAGAGGCUUCAACAGGGGCUUUUUGGGAAAGGAAUGAAGUAAUUUUGUUUCCCAUGGCGAAGAGUACUGGUAAUAAAAAUCCUUUUCAUUGCAAGUCCUUUUUCUGUUUAUAGUUUCUAUUAUCUUCUGGAGAUGUAUGUAUGUGUGAUUGAAAUGCUAUCCUAGUAUUAGUUUUUCUGGAAUAAAAGAGUGAGAAAUUAUUACUCAA
This is a messenger RNA of Gossypium raimondii (Peruvian cotton), 823 nucleotides long. Its product is annotated as nicotinamidase 2. The record is from RefSeq and is a predicted model, not a curated record. Bases 55 to 657 code for a protein of 200 amino acids. Lineage: Eukaryota; Viridiplantae; Streptophyta; Magnoliopsida; Malvales; Malvaceae. The transcript has a single exon.